This is a messenger RNA of Merops nubicus (carmine bee-eater), 1494 nucleotides long. Its product is annotated as chromodomain-helicase-DNA-binding protein 6-like. Gene Ontology annotation, molecular function: ATP binding; ATP-dependent chromatin remodeler activity. The record is from RefSeq and is a predicted model, not a curated record. The annotation marks the transcript as partial. NCBI's taxonomy places the organism in Eukaryota, Metazoa, Chordata, Aves, Coraciiformes, Meropidae. The transcript is spliced from 9 exons.
CUCCUACCUCCACUGUAAGUGGGCGACUCUGGAGGAGCUGGAGAAGGACCCCAGGAUCUCCCAGAAGAUAAAGCGCUUCCGGAACAAGCAGGCUCAGAUGAAGCAUAUUUUUACAGAGCCUGAUGAGGAUUUGUUCAACCCGGACUACGUGGAGGUGGAUCGGAUUCUGGAGGUGGCUCACACAAAGGACCCUGACACCGGGGAGGAGGUCACUCACUACCUGGUGAAGUGGUGCUCGCUGCCCUAUGAGGAGAGCACCUGGGAGCUAGAGGAGGAUGUCGACCCAGGGAAGAUUAAAGAGUUUGAAGCCCUCCAAAUCCCUCCAGAAAUCAAGCACAUGGAGCGCCCAGCAUCUGACACCUGGCAGAAACUGGAGAAGUCUCGGGAGUAUAAGAACAGCAACCAGCUGCGGGAGUACCAGCUGGAGGGCAUGAACUGGCUGCUCUUCAACUGGUAUAACAGGAAGAACUGCAUCCUGGCUGACGAGAUGGGGCUGGGGAAGACAAUCCAGUCCAUCACCUUCCUCUCAGAAAUAUUCCUGAUGGGCAUCCACGGCCCCUUCCUCAUCAUCGCACCGCUCUCCACCAUCACCAACUGGGAGCGGGAGUUCCGCACCUGGACGGAGAUGAACGCCAUCGUGUACCACGGCAGCCAGAUCAGCCGCCAGAUGAUCCAGCAGUACGAGAUGGUCUACAGGGACCCCCAGGGUAACCCUCUCCCUGGCAUCUUCAAGUUCCAGGUGGUUAUCACCACCUUUGAGAUGAUCCUUGCCGACUGCCCGGAGCUGAAGAAGAUCCAGUGGCGCUGCGUGGUCAUUGACGAGGCACAUCGCCUGAAGAACAGGAACUGCAAGCUCCUGGAGGGGCUGAAGCUCAUGGCCCUGGAGCACAAGGUGCUGCUGACUGGGACGCCCCUGCAGAACUCUGUGGAGGAGCUCUUCAGCCUCCUGAAUUUCCUGGAGCCGCAGCAGUUCCCCUCAGAGACAGCCUUCCUGGAGGAGUUUGGAGACCUGAAGACAGAGGAGCAGGUGAAGAAGCUGCAGUCCAUCCUGAAGCCCAUGAUGCUGCGACGGCUGAAGGAUGAUGUGGAGAAGAAUCUGGCACCCAAGCAGGAGACCAUCAUUGAAGUGGAGCUGACCAAUAUCCAGAAGAAAUACUACCGGGCCAUCCUGGAGAAGAACUUCUCCUUUCUCUCCAAGGGUGCCAACCAGCACAACAUGCCCAACCUCAUCAACACCAUGAUGGAGCUGCGGAAGUGCUGCAACCACCCGUAUCUCAUCAACGGGGCAGAGGAGAAGAUCCUGGAAGACUUCCGUAAGACGCACAGCCCGGAGGCACCAGACUUCCAGCUGCAGGCGAUGAUCCAGGCGGCCGGGAAGCUGGUGCUCAUUGAUAAGCUGCUCCCCAAGCUGAUCGCCGGUGGGCACAAGGUGCUCAUCUUCUCCCAGAUGGUGCGCUGCCUGGACAUCCUGGAGGACUAUCUCAUUCAGAGGCG